AUGGCUCGCUUUUACUACCAGACAAUGUUGGUUAUCGUCAUCGUGGCUCUGCAUGAAGGUUGUGGGGUGCCCCUGUCCAGCCUCAGUCUUCCCGCCUCUUUGGUUCAGCCCAAGACCCACACUCGGGUCAAACGCUGCUCCUGUGACAACUGGGAGGACAAGGAGUGCCUCUACUACUGCCAUCUGGACAUCAUCUGGAUCAACACGCCCAGUAAGCUCGUCCCAUACGGCCUGGGCAGCUCCGCCUCUCGCCAUCGCCGCUCGCCACAGCGCUGCCAGUGCUUUGACCGGGCUGACCACGCCUGCUCCAACUUCUGCCACAACAGCUCAGAGGAGAACGCGACCACGAAGCUGGAAUUUACCAAGUCAUCAGACAACAAGCUGCUGCAGUCUCUGAGAUCAGUGAUCAUGUCCAACUCAAAGAAGUUAUCGUCCAGAGAGCCACGCACUAAGUCCCGGCAGCAGCUCACGUCCACCAUACGAUAG
Molecule: messenger RNA, 486 nt
Organism: Knipowitschia caucasica
Lineage: Eukaryota; Metazoa; Chordata; Actinopteri; Gobiiformes; Gobiidae
Source: the annotation of a GenBank genome assembly